Closterium sp. NIES-65 is the source of this 6472-nucleotide messenger RNA. NCBI's taxonomy places the organism in Eukaryota, Viridiplantae, Streptophyta, Zygnematophyceae, Desmidiales, Closteriaceae. The record is from the annotation of a GenBank genome assembly.
AUGGAGCAAAUUCUGGCGGACGAGGCGCGGGGGGAUGUGCUUGUGAUCGACGGCCGGCAGGUGGCGGGCGGCGGCGACGUGGCGGCUCUGUGGAGCGCGUGCGAGGAGAGGGUGGCCGUUAGGGGCGCGCGCAGCGUGGAGUGGAGGGCAGAGGGCGUGCUGCGCAAGAAGCUCACCACACCGCAUGCCAUCUCGCAGGUGCUGCCCUCAUUCCAUUGCUCUCACGCCAUUGCUCCCAAUGCCUGCUUAGCAUCAUUGCGACCCAUCACCACAUCUCACUCCAUCCUCCUACCUUCCCCUAACCUCCCACGCAUACCAGCUCGCUUCCCGCUCCCCCCUCUCCCCACCCUUCCUCCUCACCACCCAUCCGUGCCUGUGCCCUCUCCGGCCAUGAGUGCAGGCAGCAUGGGUGCGAAUGCACGGGGAGGCGGCGCUCUCAUCACUCGCGCUGCUGCACGCGCAUGGCCUCACACUCGCCGCCACCAAUGGUCAGUCCCUCCUGCUCCCUCCUGCUCCCUCCACGGCGAGCUGCAAGGGGUCAAGCCGAUGAGCAAACGAUGGGGUGCUGGUGGUGACAUGCACGAGAUGCCGCUGCCCUUCGCCUGCUCGCGCCUCUGGCCCCUCCCCAUCGGCCUGCUGCUGCAGCCCCUGCCGUCCCAGCCGUCUCUGCAUUCCCUGCCCACACAAACACACGCCUUCCCCCCAUCUACACCUCUCCCCAUGCACCCCCUCUCCCCUUUCGCCUCCGCACCUUUUCCGGCCUCCCCUCCAUUCGCCUUCCCCAUCCCCACUGCCACUGCUCCCUUCCCCUCGCCCGCCUCCCCCAUUCCGUUCCCGGCUCUCUCCCCCCACACGUCUGCCAUCACCCCCUCCCUACCUGCUCCUGCCACUGCCGCCACCGCCGGUGCUGGUGGGGCAGCUGGCGGGCAGGCAGGGCGGGCAGCGGGUGGCGCGAUGGGUGCUGUUGACUGGGCGGAUGGGGCAGUGGGUGGGGCGCACAUGGGGGGUGCUUUCAUGGAGGCAGGGUGCUUCACGCUCUCACAUGCUCAUGAGGAACUGCAGCCAGUGGCCAUGGAGGUCGGGCCACCGUGGCAGCAGGGAGGGGGCGAGGAGGUGCUGUGGUCAUCCACCGAGGUGCCGCUGCUCGCCACCUUCAACCACGCAACCUGUCUUUCACUGGCAACUUCAUGUGCGUCCACACCAUCAUGUGCGGCCACACCAUCAUGUGCGUCCACACCAUCAUGUGCGUCCACACCAUCAUGUGCGUCCACACCAUCAUGUGCGUCCACACCAUCAUGUGCGUCCACACCAUCAUGUGCGUCCACACCAUCAUGUGCGUCCACACCAUCAUGUGCGUCCACACCAUCAUGUGCGUCCACACCAUCAUUUGCGUCCACACCAUCAUGUGCGGCCACACCAUCAUUUGCGUCCACACCAUCAUGUGCGGCCACACCACACCAUCAUGUUCACUCCAACCAUUGCUUCACUUCCCACCGUCCAUCCUCUCACCACUCUUAUGCACACUCCAUGCUCAAGUGGCCCAUCUACUCUCCGCCUUCCCCCUUUGCGCACACCACAACCCUUCCCCCCUCAGCCCGCCGCCAGCACUCCGUGUGGCACCUGCGCUACCUCCCGCACCGCUUCCUGCACCAAUCACCUGACGCCACGUCAGCAGCAGAGCUGGACCCGCUACUUGCCGGGCUGAGCCCCGUGUCUCCUGCAACAGCUGCAGCUGCUGGGAGGGCGGGGGGCCAGGAGAGCAUGUCGGCAGGGAGAGGGGGCGGUGGGGGUGGGGGGGAUGCAGGCAUGGUGGGCGAUCUGAGGCUGCAGGCGGGGCGAGGGGAUGUGGGGGGGAGUGUGGGCAGUGGGGACAGGCGGGGGCGAGGAGGGGGAAGAGGAGGCGCGGCAGGCGUGGCAGCAGCGGCUAAGCUGAGUCGCUUCGCGGGGGGUGGGGGGGAUGGGGGCCCUGGUGGAGGGGUGGGGGGGAGAGCAGCAGGUGGGCAGGCUGGGAGUGGUCGGGGGAGCAUGGAGGGGCAGGCGGUGGGGGGAGGGGCGGGUGGGAGGGAUGUGGGUGGUGGGGAGGCAAGGGGGGGAGGCGAGAGGUGGGAUGCGGAGGGAGAGGGCGAAGGGUGGUGUGUGCGCAUGACACGUGUGUGGACGGGGCUUAUAGGCCAGGACAAGGCCUCCCACGUCCUGCUGCUCUCCCACACCCCCCUCCCCUCCUCUCCCCCCGGCCCCCCUGUCCCCUGCCCCCACCGCACAUCCCUCCCUGCCGCCGUCGCGCCUCUCCUCAGUCCCUCGCCCCCCCGUGGCUCCGCCACUCUUGCCUUCUGCUCGCCAGCCCGCCAGCGCUUGUGGGUGCGACACGUGGCGUAUGGGGGGGCAGGGAACGGUCCGGGCAAAGGGGAGGCGGAGGAGGAGGAGAGCAGGGCCGAUGGGGAAGGGGGGAGUGGGGGAGGCGGGAAUGAGGGCAGCGGGAGGGUGGUGCACAUGGAGGGGCGGCGCUGCUGGUCGGUGGAGGCUGUCUCCGCUGUGGCUCUGAGCCACACAGCUCCCGUCACCCCUCUGCACCGCAUCAAUCGCUUUCUCCUGGUUGCGGACUGGCAUGGCUCGCUCACGCUGAUGCACGGCCCUCUGCUGCUCUGGCGGGCGCCCUGCACCACCUUCCUCGCACACCACGGCAUCCACGUGGACCAAUCAGAGCUCGCCACGUGUCCCCUGCGCCUGUCUGCCCCUCUGGGCGACCGCGUGUCCAUUGUUCUCCCCAACAACCAGGAGCAUCGCUUCCAAGUCAAGCUAGCAGUCGCAGCUUACCUGCCUGCCAGGUGUCUCACUGCCAUUCGUGCAAGCCCCUUCCCCCGCCGCCUCUCCCACGACCUGCGCUGCACCCUGCUCGCCGCGCGCCUGUGGCGGCUGCAGCACAAGGGGGAGGAGAAGGCAGACGGGAGUGUGGAGAGAAGUGGUGCGGCUGGUGGCAGGCAGCGGGUGGAGCUUGUGAAGCUGUGUGCGCUGGUGGGCGCAGCUGGUGGCGCUGCUAAUGGUGCAGAGGGAGGGGAGGGGGAGGAGUGGCACACACUGCUGUGUGUGGUGGAGGAGUGGAUUGAAGCGGCGCUCGUGGGGGAUGGUGCUCGCAGUGGCACUGGCAGGCAGGGCGCAGAGGGAGAGGUUGAGCAAGGGGGGGAGGCAAUGGAGGUGGAUGGUGAGGGUGACAGGGGCAGUGCAGGCAGGGGGGCACAGGGAGGCGCGGACAAGGGGGUAAGGCAGAGCAAGGUAGAGUUGGGGGAGGGGAGGGAAGAAACAGCAGGUGGGGAGGGGGGAGACGAGGUGCAGCAGUCAGCAUGGGAGCAGGUGCUAGAAAGCCAGCACCACCGCCACCUGCUGCUCGCCGGUGCCCCCCCCUGGAUGCCCUUCCCCCUCCCCUCGCCCCCAACCACCGCGCAUGCUGCGCCUCCUCGCCCUGCUGCUGCUAGCUCUGCUGCAGAGGGCAGUGCGCGGGGAGGUGAGAGAGGGGGGAACGGGGAGGGCGUGCAGGUGGGGGGAGAGUGGGGCGAGGGCGGGGAGGGUGUGGGGGUGGGCGAGUUGGUGGAGUUGCUGCGGGCGCUGCACGGCGUGUAUGAGGAGAGCCGCCUUGAUGCCCUGUGCCGCAGCUCGCUGCCCCGUCUGGCAGCGCUGGUGUGGGUGCUGGCAGCAGUGCUGGGCGCGCAUGACUUGUGCGACCACUACCAGCGCCACCACCCCUCCCUCUCCCUCCUCGCACGCUCCUUCCCCCCCAUUCUGUCAGAGCGCGCACUGCCCCCCCACCCCACACUGCCAUCCGUCGUGCCAUGUGUCUUCACCUGGUUGGCUCGCACCGUGCAGUACGGUCCAAAGCAUGCUGCCCCUUGGCUGGCGUGGAUGCCGCCCUCCUUGCUGUCCGCUGCCGCCCAGCCCAUGCUGGACAGCGCAGGGCAGGUGGCAGAGAAAGUGGGGGAAGAGGAGUUGGGCAAUGGGGAGGGGAGAGGCAGAGAGGCGAGUGUACAGCAGGGAGCAAGGGAGGGCGAGUGGUGGGAGGAGUGGGAGGGCGAGUGGUGGGAGGAGUGGGAGGGCGAGGGGUGGGAGGAGUGGGAGGGCGAGGGGGAAGGCGGGCCUGGGCUGCUGCCCCUGGUGGUGCUGCUCUUCUCGCUGCUCUUCCCCCGCGGUGCGUGGACCCACCCUGCUGCCCGCCCGCCCUCCAAGGCCAGGCACAAGCCGGCGGUGAGGGAGGAGGCGUCAGGUGGAGGGAAGGCAGGCACUAACAAGGGAGGGAAAGGGGGAGCAGCAGGGGGUGAGAGUGAGGGCGAGAGAGUGGUGACUGCAGCUGGGGGCGAUGGUGUAGCGGGGUUGAGUGAGCGGUGUGUGGCAGCCAUGGUGGCGGCACACAUGGGGAGGUCCGACCUCCAGAGGCUGCCCCCUGCCGUCGCCCUGCCCCUUCUGCAGGCACUGCACGUGUGCAGGGAAAACCCUCCCCCAGGCUGGCCAGCAGCGGCAUACGUGUUGGUGGGGAGAGACGACCUGGCUGCCACCGCCACCGCCUGCCUGCACUGCUUCUCCCUCCACCACUCGCCGCUGCCUCGCUGCCCCUCCCCUCACUCGCAUCUCAGCAGCGCUAAGGAAGCCACCAUCACCGCAAGCGCGCCACCGCGCACCACUGCACCGCCCCUUUCCCCACACUCCCUUUCGCCUCUCGCCUUCUCCUUCCCUCCCACUGUGCUCGUGCGCCCACUCUCCCCCUUCCCCUCGUCCCCCCACUCCGCCCUGCACCCCUCUCUCGCCCUCCCUGGAUCCCACGCCUCUCAAGGCCUUGCCUCCGCCUCAGGGAUGGGCGUGGGGGGCAUGGGGGCGGGGGCGGGCAGCGGAGUGGGGGUGGGGGGGGCAUCGGACGCGACUGGGGUGGGAGGGGGAGGGGCGGGAGUGGAGGGCGCAGGGGGAGAGGGCAUGGUGGCGGACGGCAUGGAGCAUCUGCUGCUGCCGCCCACCCGCUCCCUGCUCGCCCUGCGCUUCCCCUGUGACCUUCGUCUUGCUGAGGUGCGUCGCCUGCUGUGCUCUGCGCGCCCAGUGCCCCUGCCGGCCGCCGCUGCUUCUGAUUCCACCGACCCCGACGCCCUCGCCGCCCACCAGGUGCCCCUCACCGCCCACCAGGUGCCCUUUGCCGCCCACCAGGUGCCCCUCGUAGUGAAGCUAGUGAGGUCCACUCGUCCCCCUUUCCUCCUUGCCUUGGCAUCAGCAGCGUGGAAAGUGUCAUGCUCGAUAUCACCACCCCUUUCCUUUCUGCCCAUGCCCAUUCAUGCCCUGUCGGUCCCCAAGCUGGUGCUGGCGGGGCGCUUGACGGCGCAGAACGACGCCACGCUUAGCACCGUCCUCCUCGACCCCUCUCCCCGCCCGCCAUUGUGCCUCACUCGCUCUCUCCUCCAGGUGGGGCUGGACGGCACGCUGGGCAACCUAUCAGAGCUCGCCACGUGGCCGGAGUUCCACAAUGGAGUGGCAGCCGGCCUCAAGCUCGCCUGUGUGCCCGUGAGUGACCUCACAUCACCUCACCUCACCUCACAUCACAUCACCUCACCUCACCUCACCUCACCUCACAUCACCUCACAUCACCUCACAUCACCUCACAUCACCUCACAUGACCUCACAUCACCUCACAUCACCUCACCUCACCUCACAUCACCUCACCUCACCUCACAUCACCUCACCUCACAUCACCUCACAUCACCUCACAUCACCUCACCGCACCUCACCUCGCCGGCUCUCUCUCCUACUGGUGUGCCCGUGCUGUUGUCCUGCUCAUGUGAUCGCCAGCUGCCAUGCCCCCGUCCCCUCAACGCUCGCCCUCAACUCGCACAGCCCGCUGACACCUCACAUCCCUUUUUCACAUUCCAUCCCUCCGCAACUUAUCCUCGUUACAAGCAUUCAUCCCCACCCGUGCCUCUCUCGCUUACCCCCUCCCUCACAGCCAGACGCGGUGACGCGGUCACACGGGCAUGGGUGGUGUACAACCGGCCAGGGGAGGCCUCGAGUGCACACGGGGGGUUGCUCAUGGCGCUGGGGCUGCGCGGCCACCUGCGUGUGCUCGCCCCCACCGACUUCUUCCGCGACCUUGCCCUCGUGGGUUUCGCUGCCUCCCCCCCUGCUCUGAUGGAGCACGAGGCGACGACGGUGGGCGUGCUGCUGGGCGCUGCUGCGUCGUACCGCGCUACCAUGGACGCCAAUAUCUGCAAGAUGCUCUAUCUGCACAUCCCAUCGCGCCACCCUCCGUCCUUCCCCGACCUCGAGCUCCCUCCCUCCAUUCAGACGGCAGCACUGGUGGGCGUGGGGCUGCUGCACAUGGGGUCAGCGCACCGCCUCACCACUGAGAUCCUGCUAGACGAGAUAGGGCGCAAGCCAGAGGGGGAGGGCAGCAUGGAGAGGGAGGGGUACUCUCUCGGGGCUGGCCUCGCUCUGGGACUAGUCACCCUCG